AUGGCCAUGGCGUCCGCGGACGAAAAUGGGGCCGGCAACCACAACAAAAGCACAGACUCCCCCAAGGCUUCGACGGAGUUCCAGCUGAAGAAGUACCUGCUGCUGCUUGCCACCCUGGUGGCGACGGUGACCUACGUGGCGGGGCUCAACCUGCCGGGGGGCUCCUGGACGGAGGACACUCCCGGCGGGCAGGUGGCCGGCGAGUCAAUCCUCAGGGAGACCUACUACUACCGCUACAUCGUCUUCUACUACUGCAACGCCGUCUCCUUUGCGGCGUCCCUCGUCGUCAGCCUCCUCCUCCUCGUGCUGCAUAAGGGCGGCUACCACCACUUGCUCCGGCCGAUCAUGGUGAUUGACCUGUUCGGCCUUAUGGGGGCCUACGCCGCCGGGAGCAGCCGCGACAAGUUCACCACCGUCUGCGCCGCAGUGAUGGUGGCUGGCCUCGCUGCUUAUGUCACUGUCGCCUUCAUCUGGUACGUCCUCCGCCACGCGACAGGAGGCACGGCCGCCAACAAAAAAGAAGAGAGUCCAGAUCAAGAGGCGGCGGCACUCGCGGAGCACGAGAUCCUGAUGGUGCUCGCCAUCUUCGUGGCAACCGUCGCGUACGUGGCCGCGAUGAACCCGCCCGGAGGCUUCUGGCGAAGCACCCAGGAGGGCCACCACACUGGCGGUGACCCGAUUCUGCAGGGCGGCCACUCCGGCCGCUACAAGUCCUUCUUCUUCUUCAACACCACCGCCUUCGUGGCGUCCCUGCUCGCCAUCAUGCUCAUCCUCGACUAUAAGAAACUCAACAUCACCAGGGACAGAUUUGGCGCAGGGCGCUGCGGUCUCUAUGCAUCCCUCGUCAUCGCGAUCGGCGGCCUCGGCGGCGCCUACGCUGCCGGGAGCUGCAGGAACCUUGAGAGCACUGCCAUUGUUCUGUCCCUAGGGCCAGCUGUGCUAAUCUACAUUGCUCUCCAGGUGGCUACAGACAAACUCCCGUGUAUUGGUCGCAUGUACAGUUAUCCAAGAAAAUGGCUGCCGGUAAUAACAAGAUUCGUCACUGAUUCCACUUGCACUUCCAGACCAUCACCACCACUGACCGACGAAAAAGAAAAAGACAAGAUUCUGAAGAGAGAACGUGAUGAAAAUGAAAAACUCAACAAGGCCCGCGAGUUUAUUCAGUUGCUUGCUAUACUUGCGGCGACCAUCACUUAUCAAGCUGGACUUGAUCCACCAGGAGGCCUCUGGCUGGAGAGUGGGGAAGGCCAUACUGUUGGAGACUCAAUACUCCUCACAACACACCCAAUACGGUACAAGGCCUUCUUCUAUUCUAAUUCGGUGGCCUUCGUGGCGUCCUUGGUCAUCAUCGUCAUGCUGCAGAGCGAGAUGCUAGUUAGGCUCCACAUACUGGAGGCUACUAUGAUACUAGACCUGUUCAGCCUCAUGGGUGCAUACGCCGCGGGGAGCAGCCGGGACACGAGCACCUCCAUCUACAUUGUGGCCAUGGCUGGCGCCGUCCUGAUCUACGUGGUCAUCCACAUAGUCUUCUUCACGCUCGACCCUGAAGACAUGGACACGGAUAUGCUGGACAAGUGUCGCGAGGUGCUGCUACUCCUCGCGAUCUUGGCCGCCAGCAUCACCUACCAAGCCGGGCUGACCCCGCCGGGCGGCUUCUGGGAGAUGGACGACGAGAAGCACGGGCACCACGCCGGCUUCUCCAUCCUCCAGGACAAGUACCAUCUCCGUUACAAGGCCUUCUUUUACUGCAACGCGGCGAGCUUCAUGGCGUCUGUGGCUCUCAUCAUCCUCCUCGUUAAUCCCACCCUGUACAAGCCGGCCAUAGAGUGCUAUGCCCUCUUUGUGUGCAUGGUGGGGGGCAUGUUUGGCCUCAUGGGUGCCUACGCUGCCGGGAGCUCCCUGCACCUCCGAGCCUCCAUCAUCAUCUUGGUAUUGGUUGCUCUGGUGUUUGGUUUUGUAGUGUAUCUGGUACUGACAGGCUCCCACAAGCUGAAGCGAAAGGAACCUGCUGGACAAGGAGAGCCGCAGGGAGGUCAUGUGACCGACGAUGCGGCCAAGGACCAAAAUCAACCUGGACAAGGAGUGCAAGGACAUCAUGUGGCCGACAAUGCGGCCAAGGACCAAAUACAACCUGCACAAGGAGUGCAGGGAGAUCAUGUGGCCGACCAUGCGGCCAUGCACCAAAAGCAACCUGCAGAAGGAAAUCAUGUGGCUGACAACAACAAGGCCAUAUACCUGAUGCUGCUAGGGAUACUGUCUGCCAGCGUGACCUACCUGACCGGCCUGAAACCGCCCGGCGGCCUGUGGAGGGACGACAACAAUGGGCAUUCCGCUGGCAGCCCGGUCCUGUACGACAUGCACAGGCGGCGGUACAUGGUCUACUUCUACAGCAACUCCAUCUCGUUCAUGGCUUCCAUCAUCGUCAUCGCCUUGCUGCUGCUCCUGCGGCUUCUGGGUAAGAAGAGCGAUCAUUGGUCGUUGCACACGGUGAUGGUACUGGACAUGCUCGCCCUCCUGGUAGCCUACGCCGCAGGCAGUGCCCGGAAGUGGGGCACAUUUUGGAAGGUCAUCCUGCUGCUCCUCCCCAUAGUGAUCUUCCUACGGCUUCUAUUCUGGUGCAAGAAUAAAUACCAUAGCACCGCAAAACCAAAACCAGGAGUCAUUGCUGCUCCAAAUCGAGAAGCCACUGCAACUCAGUAACUCACAACACUGAUGAUCAGCACCCCUCCGCUCCUGAUACGGAGCACUGAUCACCUGAAUUUAAUCCUUUGCUUCCAGCUUCAGUUGAUGUACCACGUACCAAGCCCUGUGUAUUGCGUUCUCUCUCCCAAAAUGUAUUCUCUGCUUUCUACAAAUGUAUUGUAUAUUUCUGUAUGAAGGAUCUUCAUAAUAAUAAGAAUCAAUUAAGGUCACUAUUA
Triticum urartu is the source of this 2918-nucleotide messenger RNA. RefSeq lists its product as uncharacterized. Gene Ontology annotation, cellular component: membrane. Lineage: Eukaryota; Viridiplantae; Streptophyta; Magnoliopsida; Poales; Poaceae. The record is from RefSeq and is a predicted model, not a curated record.